Molecule: messenger RNA, 1650 nt
Organism: Klebsormidium nitens
Lineage: Eukaryota; Viridiplantae; Streptophyta; Klebsormidiophyceae; Klebsormidiales; Klebsormidiaceae
Source: the annotation of a GenBank genome assembly
AUGGGGUAUGUCUCUCUCUCGAGCGCACGGCACCACUUUGGCGUCUCGGGGAAGACUCUAUACCGAUGGGAGGCAUCUGGCAAAGUCACCGUCAAGAGGAGCCCAGGGAACAGGAGGCUCUUCCUCGUCGACGACCCGCAGCCUCAGUACGAGCCAACGAGGGAGUCGGUUGUGUACGUCCGGGUCUCGAGCAGCAAGCAACAGGACGACAUGCGACGCCAGGAGAAGUAUCUACUUGACCAACACCCCGGAUCCAGAGUUGUCAGGGACAUCGGCUCGGGCCUCAACUUCAAGAGGAAGGGACUUCUAUCCCUUCUGGAACGAAGCGAGGAAGGACUGCUACGCCGAGUUGUGGUUGCCUCGGAGGACAGGCUGUGCCGUUUCGGCUUCGAUCUCCUCGCCUGGCAAUUCAAAAGACACGGUGUCGAGCUCCUGGUUUGCGACAAGGCAGAUAAGUCACCGGAGGCGGAACUGGCAGAGGAUGUGCUCGCCGUCAUUCAGGUUUUCGGUUGCCGAUGGAACGGCAAGCGAAGCUACAACAGAGCGGUGUCUCUCAUGCACGAGACCUCCGUCUACAACAAGAUGCGGCUCAGGAACAUGAUCACCCCUGCUGAGGUCAAUCAGGACAACCUUUGGCUGCUGGAGACUCCGAAGGAUAUACGAGCAGGAGCUGUAUUCGAGGCGGCAAAGAACAUCAAGGCCGCAUUCACCAACAAGGCCAGGGGCAACAUCGAGAACUUCAAGAUGGGCUAUAGGAGCAGGAAGAAGGAGGACAGUUGUGGUUGGACCAUCAACGUACCAAAGACCGCCUUAAAGGUCAAAGGAGAGCGUUGCUUGCAGGUGUAUAGAGAUUCCUGCCCAUGGCUCUUCCAGACCCUGGGUAGGAUAGGGCCGUUGAGCAUGGACUGUAAGAUCCAGUUCGAUGGGAUGAGGUACUUUCUCAUAGUGCCAUACGAGAGACACGUAGUCUCUCCUCGGAGAGAGGGUGUCAUUGCACUGGAUCCUGGGGUGCGGACCUUCCAGACAGCUUACUCACCCGAUGGGCAUUGCUACGAAUUAGGACGGUCAUGCUGUAGGAGGCUCGAGGCCCUCUGUGUCCAUCUGGACCGCCUGAUAUCGUUGGCGAGUGUCACGCCAAAGACGCUGAGGAGAACGAAGUGGGCCAUGGGCUUGCGUAUCAAGAAGCUACGCAGGCGGCUACAGAGCCUGAGGGACGAGAUGCAUUACAAGGCAGCAGAUUACUUGACGAGGACGGCACACAUCAUCCUUCUUCCCACCUUCGAGACGAAGGACAUGACUCGAAGAACGACUAGAAGGUUACGGAGCAGGACCGUACGGAACCUGUCACUCCUGUCGCACUACAAGUUCAAACAGCGGCUGAUAGCCAAGGCCGCUGUGCGAGGGGUGAAGGUCCUGCAAGUCAGCGAACACUACACGAGCAAGACAUGCGGGAGGUGCGGAUCUAUACACGAGACGUUGGGAGGGAGAAGAGUGUUCAAAUGCCCGAGGUGUGGUGUAGUGCUCGACAGGGACUGCAACGGGGCUCGUAACGUGCUACUUAGAGCCAUGCGAGAAGAACCCCCCUCCAGGGGGGCAAUGCAAGAUGGAGCCACGGUAGAUAUGCCGUGCUUAGCCUGGACGAACGAAUGA